Molecule: messenger RNA, 2383 nt
Organism: Suricata suricatta (meerkat)
Lineage: Eukaryota; Metazoa; Chordata; Mammalia; Carnivora; Herpestidae
Gene: C7H6orf120
Product: chromosome 7 C6orf120 homolog
Exons: 1
Coding region: 124-678 (184 amino acids)
Source: RefSeq, a predicted model, not a curated record
CCCUGCUCUGCGCUCCCCCGCUCCCCCCUCCGGGCCCGGGCGGCGGCGCGGGCGCGCUGAGUGUGCCCUCUGGUCCUCCUGCAGGACGUCCGCGGGCGAGCAGGUGACGGCGCGGCGUCGGGCAUGGCAGCCGCCUGGCGGCGCGCUCUGCUGCUCCUGCUGGCCUGGCAGCUCGCGUGCUCGGGGAGCCCCCCGGACGAGGACGAGGUUCCCGAGGAGUGGCUGCUCCUGCACGUGGUGCAGGGCCACAUAGGCGCCGGCAACUACAGCUACCUGCGCCUGAACCACGAGGGCAAGAUCGUCCUGCAGAUGCGGAGCGUGCGGGGGGACGCGGACCUGUACGUGUCCGACAGCACGCUGCACCCCAGCUUCGACGACUACGACCUGCAGUCGGUGACGUGCGGCCCGGACGCCGUGGCCAUCCCCGCGCACUUCCGGCGGCCCGUGGGCAUCGGGGUGUACGGGCACCCGUCCCACCACGAGAGCGAGUUCGAGAUGAAGGUGUACUACGACCGCGCGGUGGAGCGGUCCCCGUUCGGGGAGGCGGCCUACGCGGGCGGGACGGGCCCGGGCCCGCGGCCGGCGUCCGCGCCCGAGGACGCGCCCCCGGAGGAGGAGUCCGUGCUCUGGACCGUCUUAAUUGGCGUCCUGAAACUGGUCCUGGAGAUUCUCUUCUGAUCCCUCCAACGUGCCCCGAGCGAGCCCCGACAGCGCGAGCCGGUGGCGCGCUUGCCGCCCGGAGGUCUCCUUCCAAACCUAAAGCCAUGCGAUUUCGUUACCUCACUUACCCCGAAAGCAGGGAAAGCGGCAAGAAGCACGUUGCUCUUUUUCAGUCCUCAAAGUUCCUGCAAGAGGAAUACGCACAAUAAAAUGUUCCAACUCCUGUGAUGGGUCUGUCAGGGGCAUAGGAAGUUUAGACAAAACGCAGCACCCUCCCCGCGGCCGCGCCGCCCAGCCGGAAUGGCUGGUGGCUGCGCCUUCACUCCGACUCGAGGUGAGGUCACAACGUGCACACCUGAGCAGGUCGGAAAGGUAUCCAGUUCUUCCUGGUGGCUCGCCCAGGGCCUAAAGUGCGGUGCCUGCCUCCCUGCCAGCGAACGUUAUUUGCAUCCAUCACCUGAGACAGUACUUUUGUUAUGCCACCCGGGACUGGCCAGAAACGAGCAAUUAGGAAAACUUCUUGCAAACAGUAACUUUCAGGCCAAGGAGAAAUAGUUAAGCACUUCAAUUAAGUUGCCUGUAUUUCCACUAAAUUUAUGGAAAGCCAAAGCACCAAGAGACGUUAAAAAAUAAAAAGAACAGAAAAUGAACUAUUUCUCUGCCUGAAAUUGGCUUUAAGGGGAAUAGUUGCUUGUAACAAAUAAAUCGAUUUACAGAUUUUAAGCACAUGGUUAAUUUCAGAAAUCUUUUAUUGGCAUAAAAUGGAAAAUGUAAAUAAAUUGGCACCAAGUAUUUCAUUUAAAUCCAUAUUACAAUAUUGGGAUUAAAAACUAUUUUAUCCCUCUUUGCUGUUUUUCCCCCUUCUGCCCACCUUCCUGGGUGUUGGGGGGGCGCGCUGACAACAGUCACAAAUCCAGCGACCUAGGAGAAAAAUUGUUAGUUAAUAUAGUAUGAAAUUUAAUUUUUUUAGGGCUGAAUUUUAAACCUAUUUGGCUCUCCUUCCUUAGCUAUCACUAGUGGUAUUUUUUGGUGAAUGUGUGAUGUGAAGGGCACCAGGAAGUUCCUUAAUUUAAGGAGAAAAAUGUAAAUUUUCUUUAGGACAAUCUGUAAUCAAUGCCAUGUUAAAAUUCAGUGCAAGCUGGUGGGGGAGGACAGGACAUCAGUACCAUAUAAUCUGGACCCUUUAAAAAUUACCACAACCCUUUCUGAAACCCAGACAGGGUCAUACUUUAAAAGUUCAAAAGUAUACAUCGUCUGUAAACCCUGUCACUGACCCGGGCGUAUCUCCAGCCUUUUACUCGGCUGUUCAGUGGCAGCUGCAGGUCUCAACUGCUCUCAAGUCCUGGUGCCCCCGACACAGCACUUUACGCUUCCCAAGCAUCGGACCCCGCAGCUAUGCACCGCGCUAGGUACUCCAUCGGAGUGACUGCUGAACUUCCCGUCACCUGCUGCUUAAUGACCCGGGAAUCCGUUCUGGGCGUGGGUUUUAUCAAGUAUUAUACAGUUUACUAUGCAAGUUAAAAGUCCUAAAUUUACACAAUUAUGUGUAAUAUUUUCGUCCAAUUACUGUGAUUUAUUCUUCGAUUCUGUGUUCCAAAGUUACCUGGAAUUGUUAUGCUGCCUCAUUUUAUAGAAAUCUGGUUUACUAUUUAUAAAGGCAUAGUCAUUUUUGUUAAGUUUCUGAAUAGAGGAUAUAAAAAUAAAAUCAAGGCUUUGAAACGAA